CAUCAUCUUCUUCCCAUAAAAAAGUACUUCAGCUAAGGCAUCUCCUUCUUCUUCUUAUUUUUCAGCAGAAGAAGAAUGUAGCUUCAAGGGAACUGGACGAGUGGAACUUAUGAAAAAUGAGAUCAAGAACAAUGCCUCCUUUUCUGUGAAUGGUCCUAGGGAGCUUUGGCCUAGUGUAUCCAACUAUGCCCUCCAAGUCUCCUCAUCAGAUGAUAAGAAGUCACCUGUGGCUUUCCUAUAUUUUCUUGAUUCUGGCGGUGGUUCCUAUCCUGAAGUCAUUUCCAGUGGCCAAGCAGAAUGGUUCCAGAAGAAAGCUCAAGACAUGAACCCCGAGUCAAGGGUUCCUGAGAUUAUUUUCUGGCACAUACCAACUAAAGCCUAUAAAGAGGUGGCUCCCAAGUCCACAAUAGCCAAACCUUGCGUGGGUUCUAUCAACAAAGAAGAGGUUGCUGCUCAAGAAACUGAAACGGGUAUCAUGAAACUCCUUGGGGAAAGAACUUCUGUCAAGGCAAUAUUUGUUGGACACAACCACGGAUUGGACUGGUGCUGCCCAUACAAGAGACUAUGGCUGUGCUAUGCCAGGCACACCGGGUAUGGCGGCUAUGGAAAUUGGCCUAGAGGGGCUAGAAUUGUGGAAAUCUCUGAGAAACCCUUCUCUCUUCGAUCUUGGAUAAGGAUGGAGGAUGGCAAUGUUCAUAGUGAAGUUGUCCUGAGCUAGACGUCCUGGCAAUAUCUUGAUAAAAGAGAAAACACACAAAAAUAGAGUAAAUGUUCUUGUGCGUUUGUUGCACUUAUAUUUAUCUUCAACUAGGUUUUUCAUUCUUUAAACAACAAUAACAAAUGGGGAUGCAGAUAAUAUUAAUACACCUUUCUCGA
Molecule: messenger RNA, 876 nt
Organism: Neltuma alba
Lineage: Eukaryota; Viridiplantae; Streptophyta; Magnoliopsida; Fabales; Fabaceae
Product: probable inactive purple acid phosphatase 16
Exons: 3
Coding region: 110-718 (202 amino acids)
Cellular component (GO): cytoplasm
Molecular function (GO): hydrolase activity, acting on ester bonds
Source: RefSeq, a predicted model, not a curated record